UAAAAUCAUGUAAUUACAACCUAUUAAAAUCUCAAUUGGAUACACCCGCCUUAGCCUUUGCAAAGCUUAAAAUUACACACACAAAUCCACUCAUCUACUGUUCAAUGGCGUCUUCUUCACCAUCGCAGCCGGAUCUUCAGCUCCAACUUCAACCGGAGACCGAGUCUCAGAUGUCAUCUAUCGUCUACGAGAUUUCACAAGAAGUCCAGGGCGCAAUGGAGAACAUGUUGAAGAUGAUGAGCGAAAUUGAUGAGAACUCUGCCGGAAUAACCGAAGAGAUAGAGAAGUGCAAAGAGCAGAGUCUUGAGAAGAAGAGAGGCUUGGAGGAAGCCAAAGAACAAGUUGAGAAAGCUGCUUAUGCCGUUCUAGAGAUGCUCAAUAACAGAGCAUAGCAUGUAGGUGCUGUAUGUUCUUCUUCCAAUCUUCAUCUUUGACAUGAGUUACGCUAUAUAAUUUCAUUGAUAAGGUGACUGAAACUGAUUAGUGAUCAUUCAUACAUCAUUUUCAUGUUCAUGUUCAAAAGAUGAACAAGUGAUCGUUGUCUCUUAAUGCGUCUAAUUCUUCGACCUGUGAGCCGUCCCCCAUCACAACUGUGCUUCCUCUUUUUCCCAACUUUUUCUCUGCAUUCACAAAAACAAAAAACAAAAUGCUAUCAUUGAUGUGAAUUUAUGAAUUUGAAUUUAUCUUCUUUUAUGUAUGAAUUUGAAUGGCAGCCCAAUAACUCAAUUCUGAGAUGA
Prunus dulcis (almond) is the source of this 737-nucleotide messenger RNA. RefSeq lists its product as uncharacterized. The record is from RefSeq and is a predicted model, not a curated record. NCBI's taxonomy places the organism in Eukaryota, Viridiplantae, Streptophyta, Magnoliopsida, Rosales, Rosaceae. The transcript has 3 exons. The coding region runs from base 105 to 392 and encodes 95 amino acids.